AUGACGAUGCGGCGCAGCCGCUCCCGGCCGUCUGCGGCCGCCGCCCUGAGCGCAUUGGCCCUGCUGGGCCUGCCGCUGCUGGCGAAUGCCGUCACCGUCUCAGCCAAGGUCGGCAUCGUGGGCGCGGGCAUUGCUGGCAUUCGCGCCGCCAGCAUCCUGGAGGCGGCGGGUGUUGAUUACGUUGUGCUGGAGGCCAGCGACAGGGUGGGCGGCCGCAUGCGCCAGGCGGAGAUCCAGCCGUAUGGGGGCGCCAACCUGGGAUCUAACAAGGAGUUUAUCGAGCUGGGAGCCAACUGGAUCCAGGGCCUGAGGGGAAACCCUGUCUUCGAGCUGGCCGUCACCUGCGGCCUCAACAGCACCGCCCAGAACUGGGACUCGGUCACAACCUUCAAUGAGUUGGGGCAGCCCCUGCCUGACGACCAGAUCCCCUGGGACCAGUUCGACACCGCCGUGGAGUGCGCGGCGUCCACAAUCAAGCAGCAGCUGGAUAGCAAUGCUUAUGGCGACAUCGACGUGCGCGCGGCCUACCGCGUCUGCGGCUGGAAUCCCGUCAAGCCCAUUGAUUAUGCUGUUGAGUGGUGGUCUGUCAACUUUGAGUGGGCCGAGACCGCCGAGAUGGUAUCAUCGCGCUACACCCAGCCCGCCAAUGCCUACACGGAUUUUGAGGACGCUGACCUCUUCGCCCAUCAGCAGACAGAGGGCGGCAUCGCCAAGCUUGUCACCUGCCUGGCGAACAGGUCAAACAUCAACACCAACAGGCGCAUCAAAUUCAACACCAAGGUGCUUUCCUUCAACGUUAACAACAAAGACAAGGUCGUGGUAAAGACCAACACGAGCACCGACUACAAAUUCGACUACGUCAUCAGCACGCUGCCCAUCGGCCACCUGCAGCGCAACCUCGACACGCUGUUCCCGGCCUCGUACUGGCCGCCGGCCAAGCGCGCCGCGCUCAUGCAGUUCCGCAUGGCCACAUACACCAAGAUUUUCCUCAAAUUUGAGAGCACCUUCUGGGACCCGGCCGUCCAAUUCAUCUUGCAGGCACCCAACAACGGUGCCAGCAACAUGGUCCUCUGGCAGAGCCUGUCCCCCAACACUGGCGGGUUCAUCCCAGGCUCCAACAUUUUGAUGAUGACGCUCACCGACGUGAUGUCGGCCUCCAUGGAGUCGCUGCCUGACGAGGUCAUCCUGAGGACCCUGGUCCAGCGCCUGCAGCAGAUCUACCCCCAGGCCAACACCACGUCGCCCUACAGGCUCAUCGGCUACGUCAUCCCCCGCUGGUACACCAACGAGCUGUUUGGCGGCAGCUACACCAACUGGCCGGCCGGCAUGUCGCGGGAGGAAUACGAGCUGUGGCGUGCCCCGGUGGGCAGUGACGGCAACCUUUCCAAGCCCGGAAAGAUCCUGUUUUCUGGCGAAGCGGCCUGCAGGCGCAUCAACGGCUACAUGCCCAGUGGUUACGCUGCCGGCGAGAGGAGCGCCAAGCAGGUGCUGCAGGCUAUUGGCAAGUCCGGCUUUGGCGACCCCGACCAGAACAUCUGCGAGCGCCAACUCACCCUCAACGGAAAGCCAACGGGCACCCGGGGCCGUGGCUGCGGUCGUGGCCGCAGGCGCCGCCCUUAA
Messenger RNA from Monoraphidium neglectum, 1620 nucleotides. Its product is annotated as polyamine oxidase (propane-1,3-diamine-forming). NCBI's taxonomy places the organism in Eukaryota, Viridiplantae, Chlorophyta, Chlorophyceae, Sphaeropleales, Selenastraceae. The record is from RefSeq and is a predicted model, not a curated record. Bases 1 to 1620 code for a protein of 539 amino acids. Gene Ontology annotation, molecular function: oxidoreductase activity. The transcript has 10 exons.